AGUAACAGAAGAACUUGUCAUGUGACCAAAUCAAACUAAGUCACACGUCCCUGACAGUUUCCCUGUUUAUACCAACAUGGCCUUCCAAACGUGUGUGUUGCUUGUGUGUAAAGUAACCUUGUUUUUCCUGUUGUCUGUCUUUGCUGUCGGAGAGGGACGCUAUAAGGGGUUCAGGAGUUUCAAUCAAUUGCAGGACACCAGGCAGAGAGUCGUGUUCGAGGAGCAGUGGUUCACUCAGAAACUGGAUCACUUCAGUGGUGCAGACCAGAGAAAGUGGAAGCAAAGGUACUUUGUAAAUGAAGCCUUCUACAAGCCAGAGGGCCCAGUGUUUCUGAUGAUAGGUGGAGAGGGCCCAGCCAAUCCAGCAUGGAUGCAGAACGGAACCUGGCUCAUCUACGCUGAGAAACUGGGAGCGCUCUGCUUCAUGCUUGAGCAUCGCUUCUAUGGAAAGAGUCACCCGACAGUUGACCUCAGCACAGACAACCUGCGCUUCCUCAGCAGCCGUCAGGCUUUAGCUGACCUGGCCCACUUCCGCACCACGAUGGCCGAGGCCCGCGGGCUGACCAACAGCAAGUGGGUGGCGUUCGGCGGGUCCUACCCAGGUUCUCUGGCUGCUUGGUUCAGGCUGAAGUACCCUCACCUGGUCUAUGCCUCCGUGGCCACGAGUGCACCUUUUAAAGCUACUGUCAACUUCGAACAGUACUUGGAGGUUGUGUGGCGUUCGCUGGCCUCAGAGAACGUAGAGUGCCCCCUACUGGUGAAAAUGGCCUCAGAUAGCCUUGUUGAACGCCUGAAGGAUCCCAAGACCUAUGACAACAUCACUAAAGACUUCAACUUGUGUUCCAAACUGCAGAUCCAGUCAAAGAUGGACUCUGCCUACUUCCUGGAAAUGCUGGCUGGCAACUUCAUGGACGUGGUCCAGUACAAUGAAGACAACAGGGGGUUUGAGGGCGUGACAGGCACUAACAUCACCAUCAAGGUGCUGUGUGGAGUGAUGGGUGACAGGUCACUGGGGGAGCCAUAUGCCCGCUAUGCUGCUGUGGCCCGCCUCAUGAUGGACACCUUCUCUAUUAAAUGCCUAGAUGCCAGCUUCAGCACCUACCUCAGUGAGAUGACUAACACGUCCUGGGAGGGGCCGGCUGCAGGCGGAGGGAGACAGUGGGUCUACCAGACCUGCACUGAAUUUGGAUUCUACCAGAGCACCGAUUCGCCCAAUCAACCAUUCACUGGCUUCCCUAUCGAGUAUUACGUGAAACAGUGUGCCGACUUCUACAACGUCAGUGCUGAGCAGCUGGCGGAGGCCGUUGCCCAGACCAAUGAGUAUUACGGCGGCUAUGAGAUCCGCUCCAGCAGAAUAGUUUUCCCCAACGGGUCCAUCGACCCCUGGCACGCCCUGGGAAUCACGCAGGACAUCGCGCCUGACCUCCCCGCGGUAUUCAUCACAGGAACAGCCCACUGUGCCAACAUGUACCCUGCUAGGAGCGAGGAUCUCCUCCAGCUGACUCUGGCCCGUGACCACAUCAUCUUACUCCUCCAGAAGUGGUUGAAGCAGUGACUGAGGGCAGAAUAGUCCAGUCGGUGUCUUUGCAAAGCAAACUAAUUCUUUUGCCCAGAUCAUUGACACUAGAACAAGACCGCUCAUUAUACUGCCACAUGUAUGACUGCUUGAGAAGGCACUUUGCACGAGCAUUACUAGGUACAAAGUUCAGGAGUUUUAAAUGUGUGAGACAAUGUUGAGCAGAUGAAUAAAGAUGUUUUUAUGACUC
This is a messenger RNA of Xiphias gladius (swordfish), 1766 nucleotides long. It is a transcript of the gene prss59, whose product is annotated as serine protease 16. Gene Ontology annotation, biological process: proteolysis. The transcript has 9 exons. NCBI's taxonomy places the organism in Eukaryota, Metazoa, Chordata, Actinopteri, Istiophoriformes, Xiphiidae. Bases 77 to 1555 code for a protein of 492 amino acids. Gene Ontology annotation, molecular function: serine-type exopeptidase activity; dipeptidyl-peptidase activity. The record is from RefSeq and is a predicted model, not a curated record.